GACCAGCCCUUAUAAAAACAUUGAGUUAUCUUGGACUAUUAAGUUGUUUGGCAUCCAGAUGAUUCAUAAACUGGGGAGUCGUUGAACACUUAUGUGAGUGAGCAAUGGCGUUUUAACGCCCCAAUUUUGGGCCGAUUUUUGCCAGUAGUAUCUGGCAAGCCUGCUGUGCUCAUCUGUUAUGUUUCGUGGAUAGAAUUGACUUUUUGUGUGGCGAUUUUCCGCCAUCCAGCCGCAAAGCUGUCCUUGAUUCCACACACAAGUGUCCUAUCAUCUUAUUUGUACCGAUUGGAACAGACCUGGAAGAGGCCUACUCUUCAUAAUGACCUCGUCCCCUCCGGAUAUUCAUAGCCGUCAUAGUCUGACUGGUUUCUAUCGAACCCCCGUGUGUAAAUGCAUCAUCUCGUGGCUGGGUCUCGCCCAUUUGGGCAUGCAAAUACCUAUGCUGGGUGGGCUUCAAAAGUAUUUCAUCUGUCGUUUCCCAGAUGUGGUCAACAAAGGCGAAUGGUGGCGUUUAGCGAGCUCCAAAUUGGUGUGCUUGGAUACCAAAGAUGCGGUUUUGGCCCUUAUUCUGUGUUAUAAAUUUCGAUUGUUUGAGCGUCGUUGGGGAUCUCGGCGAUUUGCUUCCCGUAUUUUUUUGGCAUUCAUUUUGUCCACCAUUUUGGAGGCUCUCGCUGUUUGGGCCGGAGAAACUUAUUGGAGUGACCAGAUAGAUCACAGAUCGUCAUGGCUCUGGGAUAGCAAUGGACUGACGUCCUUAGGACCCUUGGGCAUGAUUUUCUCUCUUCUUGUUCCAUUCGUAUUGGAUUACCCCAAAUAUCCUGGCGGUGGAGGAUUUAGGUUUGCGUCGAUCUCACCCGAGUUGUUCACUUAUGUUGCUGUCAUUAAUCUGAUCACAACGAAUACCAAUGUUUUGGCUUGCAUUUCUGGAAUGAUGGCGGGUUUAAUCAUUCGAUGGAAUGUUUUAUGGGUCAAAACUUGGUGUAAUAUUCCAAGCUUUUUAAGUUCUCUCAGUUACAAAGUUUUGGGUCAAUGGAUUGAGUCCGGUCCUCCGCCUCAAGGCAUGAUUGGGGCAACUUUAGAAAUUCAACGAACUCAAGAGAUGGAAGCCAUGGAGCAACAUAUGAUUCAACAACAGACUCGGGCAGCUGGGAUGCGCAACAUGCAACCCCAUCAAAUCCCGAGGGCUCAAGUUGGACAAGGCUUUGCUGAGCGAUUGGUCAAUGACAUGGGACAUGGACGGCAGUGGCAACCCAAUACAGUUCCGCCAUCUGAAGAAAACAUCCGCCUCCUCAUGGAUAUGGGAUUUACCCGAGAUCGAGUGGAAAACGCCCUGAGACAAGUGAACAAUGACGUUCAAUCGGCAACCACGUUACUCGUUCAAGGGAUGUGAUUCAUGUCUGCCACGUAUUAUCGUUCACAAUUUUUAGAAACAAAUAUAUAAACUCUUCCUAGAA
Messenger RNA from Tigriopus californicus, 1454 nucleotides. Its product is annotated as ubiquitin-associated domain-containing protein 2-like. The record is from RefSeq and is a predicted model, not a curated record. The transcript is spliced from 8 exons. The coding region runs from base 320 to 1390 and encodes 356 amino acids. NCBI's taxonomy places the organism in Eukaryota, Metazoa, Arthropoda, Copepoda, Harpacticoida, Harpacticidae. Gene Ontology annotation, molecular function: serine-type endopeptidase activity; protein binding. Gene Ontology annotation, cellular component: membrane.